AUGGAGGAGCUCUCGCAUGUGUCGUCGCGCUUGACAACGCGGGUGAUAUGUAUCAUCCUUGUUGGAUCCAUCAUCUCCACAGCCGUCAUGCGCGGAUUCCUGGAAAACAAAGUUCUUUUCAAAGCUGUCUACCCGGAUAACUUGGAAGAUAUGGUGUCAGGUGGGUCUUUGGAAACGAUUUUCGGAAAGAGCAUGUGGAUGCUGGUGUCCAUUGGUAUUGGCUUGCUGUGUGCUUUGGUGGGCUACAUCUUCCACAAGGGGUUUGCCCUGACCCACUGGCUGCUGACCAAGAAGGUCUAUCAGCUGUGCCCAAGAUUUCUAGUUUUUAUGAUCCUGGGCGGAAUGUCAGCUGGUAUCGGAGCACUUGUCUUCCACCUGACAGGCCUUCGUGGAGUUUGGGGUAUCGGCAUCAAAGACCUGGGCGAGGUCUUGGUACAGAAUCCAGAGAUUAAGGCCAGCGAUCUCUUGAUUUUCGCUCUGGGCAAGCUCGCAGCUUUCAUGCUCGGCGUAUCUGCCCGCUUCCCAGGGGAUACUUUGGAGCCAGUAUUGAUUUCUGGCGGAUUCAUCGGCGGCUUCGUAGGGAAGAUCCUACCAACGUCCAUGCUCGGGGAAGAUGCCAAUGCAGCCUGUGAGAUUUUUGGUAUGGUGGGCCUCUUCGCAAGUUGCUUCAGAUUCCCGCUGACUCCGGUCGUCAUCGUGUGGGGCGGUCAGUUCAGCAUGCAGAGCAUAGGAUCCUGCAUGCUCCCAUUCCCACAACUGUAA
Symbiodinium pilosum is the source of this 762-nucleotide messenger RNA. NCBI's taxonomy places the organism in Eukaryota, Dinophyceae, Suessiales, Symbiodiniaceae. The record is from the annotation of a GenBank genome assembly.